AUGAUGAACUCCAUAACCUCUUCAAACAUUCUACUAACUCUUUACUUGGCCCUUAUUGCUCAGGCGUCAAUCGUGGUAAAGAGAGCUGACUCCUCUUCGACAAGUUCUGCCUCUUCGACAAGUUCUUCCCCUGCUACGAUUUCUAAGCCCGCUUCUGCCAAUUUGACUACCGAAAACCAAGCUUUAGCUCCUUUCCAAGAUGGCGUGUUUGAAUUCUUCGGAUGGACCAAUCCCACUUUCCCACAGUACCACAAUUCCUGUAACAUCACUAACCAGCGUAUGAUUAAUGGUGCCCUUAUUGAUACUCUUGAAGUCUCUUCGUUUGCCAGAGAUAGGUUGUUGGCAAACGGAACCUCUGAUGAAAUUUACAAAAGAUGGUUCGGUGAUGCGCCAUUAUUUACUGUUGCAGGGGUGAUUGAAAAUACUAUUCAAGGUGUCAAAGAUGAUCUAUUAUUCAGAUGUGAUGACCCCCAAGGUGGAUGUGCUGCCAACCCAACUUCAUGGUGGGGUUACCAUGUCCUAAAUACUACCGGUGAAACUAACUUCUGUGAUUUGUUCUACAGCGGCAAGAAACCACUCACUCACAUUUGUUUCGAAGGAACUAUUGUCGAAGUUGGACCAACUUUGUAUGCUGGUAUUGAUUUGUUCCAUCGUUACUUCCAUCUUGACCAAAUGAGCUCUGAAGGUUACAUUGGAGAAUAUACCGAAGAAUUGGACGACAUUUUGGCUCUUGCUCAGAACAACGCGACAUACGCUGUCAGAAAUGUGGACAACUACUUAUACUACUUAGCAGAUGUAUACGCAGAGGCAGUUAUUCCAGGUGGAUGUUUGGGCGACCUUUCUGAAAAUUAA
Molecule: messenger RNA, 852 nt
Organism: Kluyveromyces lactis
Lineage: Eukaryota; Fungi; Ascomycota; Saccharomycetes; Saccharomycetales; Saccharomycetaceae
Exons: 1
Coding region: 1-852 (283 amino acids)
Cellular component (GO): cell surface; fungal-type cell wall; extracellular region
Molecular function (GO): zinc ion binding; metallopeptidase activity; integrin binding
Source: RefSeq, a predicted model, not a curated record